UUGACUUCUAUUUCUGUGGGAGAAGUGUGUUUCCAGUGAUAUUGACUAAGGUCUGUUUCUCCCUUGAUCCUACAAGAACUGAUCUCAGACCAGCUGAUAUGGACAGUCUUUUGUUUGUCUGCAGCAGCCGUCUGAUCCGAAAAAAUGAAGCUUGUUUUCCAGCAUGUUGUUGUUGGAUUCAUCCCGUCUUCUGUCGAGUAUGUGUCGUCUGUCGUGAUUGGUUAUGCAGGAUGGGGAUGGAUGAUGGGAGGCCGGAGAGAUGGACUGGACGUGCUCUCUCUCUCUCUCUCUCUCUCUCUCUCCCCCCCUUUCAAAAGUUGGCUUGGUUUUCUUAUUAAUACCAUAGACGCAUAAUCCCCCUGGUUGAUGUGCUCUCUCAUCAACACCAUGUUGAGCAUGGUGGAGGCGAAGCUGCCGCCAGGCUUCAGGUUCCAGCCCAGGGAUGACGAGCUCAUCUGCGACUACCUUGCGGCGAAGGUCGGCGGCAGGAGCUUCCAUGGCCGUCCUGCCAUGGUGGAUGUCGAUCUCAACAAGUGUGAGCCAUGGGAUCUCCCUGAUACUGCGAGUGUUGGGGGCAAGGAGUGGUACUUCUUCAGUCUUCGGGAUCGGAAGUACGCGACGGGGCAGCGAACCAACCGGGCGACCAUGUCAGGCUACUGGAAGGCCACAGGAAAGGAUAGGUCAGUCACUCGGAAGGGAUUGCUGGUUGGGACUAGGAAGACUUUGGUUUUCUAUCAAGGAAGAGCUCCCAAGGGACGCAAGACAGAUUGGGUCAUGCAUGAAUACCGCAUGGAAGGAUCUGCUGCAACUCCAACAUUUCCCUUCAAGGAAGAUUGGGUCCUCUGCAGAGUCUGCUGCAAAAGCAGAGGGAUCUCCACCGACGCAAGCAUGGAGACAAGCCUUGACGAUUCAAGCUCCCGAUCGCUCCCCGUUGUGAUGGGCAACCACAUCAGCUCUGGCCAAACCCCAGUCAACUUGGAGGGGUCUGAGCAGGUGACCUGCUUCUCCAACACAACUCAAAGCCACACAUCUCAGUGCCCAAACUUGGAUCCAUGGCUACCCGCAAUGGAGAGGGGCAUUCCCCUAACAAGAUGCUUGCCUUCCCUCAAUCCAGUUCUUUACCAGCGCACCAAGCUGGAGGGUGAUCCAGAGGGAGAGGUGGUACCAAGUUUGGCUGAAGGGAGCUUGGACGGUUGCUUGUCACAGAGUGGUCUGCCAUCAACUCGGAAUCCAUUUUUAGAUUAG
Musa acuminata AAA Group (dessert banana) is the source of this 1245-nucleotide messenger RNA. RefSeq names its product NAC domain-containing protein 21/22-like. The record is from RefSeq and is a predicted model, not a curated record. Gene Ontology annotation, molecular function: DNA binding. Gene Ontology annotation, biological process: regulation of DNA-templated transcription. The coding region runs from base 367 to 1245 and encodes 292 amino acids. NCBI's taxonomy places the organism in Eukaryota, Viridiplantae, Streptophyta, Magnoliopsida, Zingiberales, Musaceae. The transcript is spliced from 3 exons.